AAACAAGCCAAAAAAGUUUUCUUUGUCAUUAGUGUCUGUCAUCAUUUUAAAAUAACAUUUUAAUUUUAAUAGUUUCUGUAGUAUCAAAGGGAAUUCAACCAAAAUUUGGUGUUAACUGAAAUGAGAAUUGGACAUUUUGUGUCGCGACAUUUUAUCGUAUUUCCGUAAUGUGUUUCCAGUUUGAGAAAGCUCGAAGUGAAAGAUGAAGAAUUUUGACAAAAUCAAGUUAUUUUCUGGUCCAACGUUUUCACGAUACAGAAGUACAACUCACCGAUAAACACGUAAAACCUAAAACUCACCCGUCAUUUAUAAAUGUAAUGAAGAAAUAUUUUCUGAAAAGGAAUGAACUAUCCAAAAGAAGAGAAAAUUCCUUCCAUUUUCCGGAAAAAUUUGAGAAUUUUUCAAAUGCUGGCGUGGAAACAUUAUUGUGAAGAAAAGUAGAAAAUAGAAAACAGAGAUUAUAAAAAAGAGGACGAAAAUAAACAUGGAGUCUUGUUCGGCAGUUGGUAAAGAAGAAGAGAAGCUUUCUAAAAAAUAUAAGGCUUUCCGUGAACAUACUGAAGCAUCUUUAGAAGAUACUUUGAAGCAUUUGUCCAGUCUGCGUGAAGAGUUGUCUAAAGGUGCGAAAGUGCAUCAUGUUAUAAAAUUUAUAUAGGUUGUGUUGUAAACAGUUAAUUUUUUUUGAUGAUGUUUAGUAGUGUGAACACAGAAUUAAACACCUACAGAAGUCCCACUUCUUGUUGGUGACUUGGUGCCUUUGGUGUUAGCGUAUUAAAAAACUGGCACCAUCCAAUAAUUCACAAUUGCAAAGCGCUCACCAUGUCCCGGCCUAGCUAGUGUGCUAAGGAGAAGCAGAAGUUGUCACCCCCCUGAAAACAUUCAAAAUAGCCAGCUUGGCUUAGGCAUUCAGGGAGGCGAGAGCCUUUCGUAAGCACACUGGCUGGGAACAUACUUAUAAAUUGUAAUCACUUUGUUAGCCUGUGAACAUACUGUAAUCUGAUUGGUUGUGACUGAACGUAAUGGGUUCUGAUUGACUGGGCUUAAAUACCAACAAACCUUUGACUUUGAUUUUCAAAAUUGAAAUAAUAUUCUCUUGACACUUCAUGUUCAUGUAUCUACUAAGUUUACAGUAACUAUGGCCAAUCCAAAUCAACUGCCCAGAUCUGGGUAGCACUGCACCAGACUGGAAAGUUUGGAAAUUGCACGCCGGAGAUUUCGAAAAUUUAAUAGUAAAUAUAUAGAAAGCAUCAAAAUUGCUUGCCGGAGAUAUCCGCCGUGCGAUACAAACUUUCCACACUGGGCACUGCAGGCCACUGCUGGGGGGCCAAUAAUUUCACAGACUGUAUUACAGCAGUCUGUGCACAGGCUAUCGCUUUGUUUCUAUAGUCUAACUAUACAAUAUUACAUUUAGGAUGCUAAUGCUAUAAUUUAGGGAUGCACCGGAACUCAGUUCUGGUUGGUUAGUUCCGGCCGGAACCUCGAUUUUUCAGAGUUCCAGUUCCGGCCAGAACUAAUAAAAAAAGCAUGGCUGGAACCGAAACUCUGUUAUUUUCAGAGAGAUAGAAUAUCAAACGUUUUUGUGCCUAACAAAAGUUCACAGUAGGAAGAAAUUUGGACUACACAAGGAAAAUAUACACCAUUAACACUUCAUUAUGACGUUUAACAUUUGUCAAUCUUGUUUUUCUAACACUUGCAAGCUUUCUCCUUGAUGACUUGAAGUAUCUGGCAGCAGACAAAGUAACAUAUGGCCAUAUAUGAGAUCCGGUUCCGGUCAGAACUUUAAAAAUUGGUUCUCGUGCACCCCUACUAUAAUUGGCUGUUACAAGCCCAAAAAAUCAUGCACGUAAAUCUCCAAAUUGCUAGACGAAGAGCAAUUCAUAUUUACAGAGAAUUACGGUAACUAAACAAAAUGCCGUUUGGAUAAAAAUACCUGAACAUAAAACAACUAAAUAUUAUUAGUGUGAGUAAAAUGCUACUCGUUAUAAUACCGAACACUUUUAUGACACAUUUUACUGGUUUUUACGAUAUAUUUACGAAUAAGCUUCACACUUAGUCACUUUGAUUAUAGUCAGUUUUAAGUUUGUUAACUUUGUUUAAAGAUUUACUGUUUCAAAGUACAGUAAGUAACACUUGUCUAACAUUUUGCAAUUUCACAACUUGAACAGUGCGCACCCAAAGGUAAUGACGGACGUUAUCGACAGCUUGUGUUCAAUUUUGGACAUGUUUUUGCGCCUUAAAUAAGAUGCCACUUAAUUAUGUUGCGACUUAUUUUCUCUUGAAUGUAUAAAUGGCCCUAUUGUUAUUUUAAAAGAAUCCUAAUUACCCAUUUAGUUGAUAAUGAAAGUCAAUUAACAAGUACACAGCUUGAGAUACUUGGUGAUAUUUCAAAGAAAGUUGACAAUAUAGUUUCGCAAGUGGCAGGAGAACAUAAAGACAUGCAUGGUGCUCUUUCAAAGAUUGGAAAAUCAAUUGAUAGGGUGAGUGGAAUUAUGCCAAACAUGGGUUGAGAUGAGGUAUUUUAUAGUAUCCUACUAGGUAGCCAGGGCGAUUUAAAAAAAGCAAACUAAAAAAUGUAAAAUAAACUGAUAAAACUGUUUUUAUCCACAUCAUAUUGAUAUUUGAAAUCAUGUUUCAUUAUGUCAUUGUCAAUUAUCAAUCUGACUUGUGCAAAAAGUCAGAAAAAGGGCUGUGAAAAAUAAGAUCAAAGCAUUUGAUUUAUUUUACUUUUUAUUCUCUAAAAUGCUUCAUAAUUUACAUGAGGAAGGGGAGAAAAAUUUGUUUCUGAUAAUACUGUAGUACUGCGGAUUCAGGUAGACCGUGAAAUGCGAAUAGUUGUCGCGUUAGUUUUAACAGUUGUACGAUGACGUUUCUAGGCAGAUUUUCGACGUUUCUAAGGCGUGGCUUCAACGUUUAUUUUUAAAAUUUGAACGUUGUAAUUACAAGGUAAUUGCUAAAUAGUAUACUUCAAAAUAAGGUUUACGUUUUUAUAACGUAGAAAAAAUAUCCUAACGCAAAACUAAACCCUAACCUAACCCUAACUUAUUCAAAAAAUUGACAUAAAAACGGAAACCUUAUUUUGAAGUAUACUAUCUGGCAAUUACCUUGUAAUUACAACGUUCAAUUUUUAAAAAUAAACGUUGAAGCCACGCCUUAGAAACGUCGAAAAUCUGCCUAGAAACGUCAUCGUACAACUGUUAAAACUAACGCGACAACUAUUCGCAUUUCACGGUCUACCUGAAUCCGCAGUAAGUGUAUUAGGACAUCUGAAGGGGGGGGGGGGGGUUAACUUCUAAUUUCCUCUGGAGGAGGUAUGGGUGUGUCUGGAAUGACCCAUUAAGGCCAUUUAUCACUUUAUGCAAUGGAUACAUCUACAGUAAUGUAAUCCUGUACUUCCAAGUUAACACCAUGUGUAGCAGUAAAGUUGUGUGAUAACUAAAAACUCUUCAGAGUGUUUAAUAGCCAGAAAGAAAAAAAUCUGCAAGUGACUGUAAUUGGAAAAUUCAAUUAGUGUGCAACAAGCCGCCUUUUUUUUGGGUGGAUGCAUCCUCAGAACACUGAUCUGGUCCUAAAGUUUUAAAUUUGAACAAUCUUAUAUUUUCAUUUUUUUUUCAUAAUAGUUAAUAUAUGUUUCUUGCAGACCUAAAUUGGGAAAUUGCUAGCCAGGUGUAUAACACCAAAUCUUUGGCUGUAGCUAAUACUCUACACUUACCAAGAACCAUUGUAUACUAAAUUAGCAUUAAUAUGUCAAAUGCCUAGAAUUUUGUUCAAGACAAUACUGGUGUCAGUCAGCCAAGGGUUUUUGUUGGUGAGAAAUCUUCAGCUUUAAAUGAAGUUUUAUGUCAGCAUUUCUUCCGACAAGGAAGGCUGGAAAUUGGAGAAAGUUUGGUCAAGGUAAAUUAUAAGUUUGUUAUUGUAUACUAUUUAACCCAUUAAGUUUUUGUACCCUACUUUAUUAUUUUACUCUGCCAGACCAUUUUACUUGUCAAGGCUGCUCAGUAAGUUAAUAUCUGCAGUUCUGGUCUUUUGCCUAAUAUAUAGGGUUACAAGGUAGCAACCACUCUCAUUUUUCACCGAAAUGAGAAGUGGUAAAAAGUGCUGGGCAGUUUUUAUUCAUGAUAUGGUCACUCAGGGACUUAUUAGCCAGCUCCUCUUUGAUGCAAAAACAAGCAAAGAGCAUUAAAUAAUAGUAUACAUGUCAGGAAUACAGAGCAUUUUGAGUCUAGUUAAAUUAUGUAUCUUUAUAAGGUGUAGCAGGGGGUAUCCCCCUUGCCCACUUCACCGAGUGCAAGAAAGAAAAGUCGAUCAAUAUAUAUGAUUGGUUAAAAUAAUCUGAUCACAACGAACCCACUCCCAAACACACUUCACGGUCACUGUGUAGUUAGUGUGCAUUUCUCAUAUGUCAGUUGAUAUUUAAUUUCCAGGAAGCUGAUCUGAGUAUUGAUGAAACUAAGAAACUGCCAUUUACAGAACUAAAUUUCAUUCUUGAUGCUUGCCGCCAGAGAUGUCUGGACCAUGCAUUAAGGUAUUAA
This is a messenger RNA of Paramuricea clavata, 4529 nucleotides long. Lineage: Eukaryota; Metazoa; Cnidaria; Anthozoa; Malacalcyonacea; Plexauridae. The record is from the annotation of a GenBank genome assembly.